CUCGAAAGCAACCUGCACAGACUCGCUCGAGCACGUAUCGCAACAUGCCCAGCCACACGUUCGCCUCGCCGCCCAAGCCCUUCACCGUCGACUGGUCCUCGCAGGUCGACGACCUUCACCGCCGCCUCGACAACGCCCGCUGGCCCGCGCAAGAGGUCGUGCCCACCGACGUGAGCGAGACCGACCACUACAGCAGCUUCGGCCUCGGCGCAGGGCCACAGCUCGCCCUCAUGAAGGACCUCGCCCGGGGUUGGCGCCAGUUCAACCAGGAGGCGGUGCAGAAGCGGCUCAACAGCUUCAACCACUGGACCGUCGACAUCGAGGACCUGUCGAUCCACUUCCUCCACCACCGCUCGACUCGCGCCAACGCGAUCCCGCUCAUCCUGUGCCACGGGUGGCCCGGCGCGUUCCACGAGUUCCUUCACGUCAUCUCGAGCCUCACCGAGCCCGAGUCGAGCGACGCCCAGGCGUUUCACUGCAUCGUCCCGUCGCAGCCCGGCUUCACCUUCAGCUCGCCGCCCAAGACGGCCAAGUGGGGCAUGGACGACACGGCGAGGGUCUUUGACAAGCUCAUGACGGGCCUCGGCUACGACACGUACGUCGCGCAGGGCGGCGACUGGGGCUCGAUCACGGCUCGCUGCCUCGGCUCUGUCCACAAGGAGCACUGCGUCGCCGUCCACCUCAACUUCUGCCCGGUGCCGCCGCCCUCGUCCUACUACGCCAUGCAGCAGCUUACGCCGCGCACGCCGGCGUACGGCCUGAACGACUCGCCGAUCGGCCUGCUCGCCUGGAUCGGAGAAAAGAUGGUCCCCGGCAUCGAGGAGGCGCGCAAGCACCCGAACCCGACACUCGAUCACGAUGCCCUGUACCUCACCCUGUCGCUCUACUGGUUCACCGGCUCGAUCGGCUCGAGUUUCCUCCCCUACGCCCUCAACCCGCACUUCAGCACCUUCCUCGUCGCGCCCAAGUACCACCUGCCCAACUUUGCCCUGUCGUCGUUCCCGCACGAGCUCUUCUGCCCGACGCCCAAGGACGCGGGGAGGUCGGGCACGCUGCGCUGGUUCAAGGAGGCCGACGACGGCGGGCACUUUGCGGCGCUCGAGAAGCCCGACGUCUUUGCCGAGCACGUCAGGGAGGCGGUCGCGGCGAUGCUCCCCAAGCAGUAGCGAGGGCUCGAGCGCGCGCGCUUUCGAGAGGGGGGGAUCUUUCCGAGGCCAGCUUCUCUUUCGUCCAUUCUGUGCAGCGACGACUUGCAGUGAAACAAUCUCUUGACGUC
Rhodotorula graminis WP1 is the source of this 1276-nucleotide messenger RNA. RefSeq lists its product as uncharacterized. The record is from RefSeq and is a predicted model, not a curated record. The transcript is spliced from 9 exons. NCBI's taxonomy places the organism in Eukaryota, Fungi, Basidiomycota, Microbotryomycetes, Sporidiobolales, Sporidiobolaceae. Gene Ontology annotation, biological process: epoxide metabolic process. Gene Ontology annotation, molecular function: epoxide hydrolase activity. Bases 45 to 1166 code for a protein of 373 amino acids.